This is a messenger RNA of Penicillium nucicola, 2574 nucleotides long. RefSeq names its product decapping enzyme complex catalytic subunit DCP2. The transcript is spliced from 2 exons. Gene Ontology annotation, cellular component: cytoplasm; P-body. The record is from RefSeq and is a predicted model, not a curated record. Gene Ontology annotation, molecular function: 5'-(N(7)-methylguanosine 5'-triphospho)-[mRNA] hydrolase activity; RNA binding; manganese ion binding. Lineage: Eukaryota; Fungi; Ascomycota; Eurotiomycetes; Eurotiales; Aspergillaceae. Gene Ontology annotation, biological process: nuclear-transcribed mRNA catabolic process, nonsense-mediated decay; deadenylation-dependent decapping of nuclear-transcribed mRNA. The coding region runs from base 1 to 2574 and encodes 857 amino acids.
AUGACAGAAUCAAAGAUGCAAUUAGAAGAUUGGCUGGAUGACCUGUGUGUUCGGUUCAUCAUUAAUCUGCCACGCGAGGAGCUGGAGUCUGUCGAGCGUAUUUGUUUCCAAGUGGAGGAGGCACAAUGGUUCUACGAGGACUUUAUCCGGCCGCUUGAUCCAGCUUUGCCGUCGCUAAAUCUGAAGACGUUCGCGAUGCGCAUUUUCCAGCAUUGCCCGCUCAUGUCACAAUGGUCUCAUUAUCACCACAUGGCUGCCUUCUCGGAGUUUCUCCAUUACAAAACCCGCGUACCGGUUCGGGGUGCGAUCAUGUUAAAUGAAGAUAUGGAUGAGGUCGUUCUGGUCAAAGGCUGGAAGAAGGGCGCCAAUUGGAGUUUCCCCCGCGGUAAAAUCAACAAAGGCGAGAAGGACCUGGAUUGUGCCAUUCGUGAAGUUUACGAAGAGACUGGAUUUGAUGUUCGCGAGGCCAAUCUGGUCAAGGACGAAGAUGAUGUCAAGUUCAUCGAGAUCACAAUGCGAGAACAGCACAUGCGACUCUACGUUUUCCGAGGCGCGCCCCGUGACACCCACUUCGAGCCCCGUACCCGAAAGGAAAUCAGUAAGAUUGAAUGGUACAAGCUUUCGGAGCUGCCGACGUUGAAGAAGAGCAAAAACCACGAUGAAGGAUUCGCAGUCGCGAAUGCAAACAAGUUCUACAUGGUCGCGCCUUUCCUACACCCGCUCAAGAAAUGGAUUGCUCAACAGAAGAAGAUUGGCGCUAAAUCCCAGGCGGGCACAAAGCAGAACGCAAUGGCUGAGGGCUAUACUUCCCUGGACGAAAAUGGUCUCGCUAAUGGAACCCCAGGGGUUUCUCUUGCGGAAAUGGCUAUCUCCAAUGAUCUUCCGGAAGUUGCUUCUGCGCAAGAUGCCUCGUUCCACCUGAAACGUCUGUUGAAAAUCGGUGCAGCACCGGCGCAAGUUCAGAUUGCAGGUCUUGAGCCGGCCCAAGCCUCCGCUGUCGACCCAUCUAAAUCAAACGCGCUACUUGCUUUGUUGAAAGGUGGUUCUCCAGCGGAGUUCUCGCAGGUCCCUCACAAGGAUGUCAUGCCACCUAAUGGAGCCAAUCCAACUCUUGAAUCUGCAGAUCAGCGGCCUCACAUGGGCCCAAAUUUCUUCCCUGGGUUCCCCCUGCAGCAGCAUAAUAUGGGACCCUCUCCUUUCAUGCAGCAACCGCCUGCACCCUUCCACACCCACCCAUCUCAACAUCAUCACCAACCUCAUCCUUCUCAGGGCAAUGUGUUCCCUGUAAUGCCGCGACCAGCAUAUCAUGCCCCUCCUCCCGUUACCCACUUUCCACCGGCUUCUGUGCCGGAGUAUCAGCACCAAGGACAACAGCUACCAACUCGGGAUUACCCUCUGCAGAGCCAUAUGCCUGCACCGUUCCAGCAAACUGGAGACCCUCAAUUCUCCGAGUCUGCACAACCAUCUCGGAGCCAAGGUCCAGCGGUUCCUCCAGCUAGCAAAUUGCCUCCACCUAAGCUCACAACUCAUUCGCUAGCGCUUUUGAACGUCUUUAAGGAUGAGGCUUCCAAGACCCCUAAAGGAUCGGGAGCAGCAACACUAGCUGCACCUACACAGCCCUCUUCUCACGUGCGCAAGACGUCGCAACACCAGGAUAGUCUGUUGAAUCUGCUCAAAGGUCCUCGACCUGUUUCUGCCGCUGGGCCAGCCGAGUUAUUAGGCAAUCCUGUUGUACCUUCUCCGGGCCCCUCAGACAAGCAGGUUCCCCAACGUCCACGGUAUCAGAAUUAUCAACCCGCCAACCCCGCGAUUGGUCAGACUAGGGGUCAACCAGCGGCUGGGCAAACAUCUGCAACCGUUUCUGGACCUUUGAACAUGUCGCAACUUGACACUCUUGCCAAAUCGACAAAUAAGAAGAUGAAUAAUGGACCAAAUCGCAAGAGCCAUGCAAACCGACGAGAGCAACCUCAGCCGCAGCAGCUUUCUUCCCCUAUUACCAUUCUCUCCCGACCUCAGUCUGCUAAACGGGAGGCACCUUCCUCAGGACCUGUUGCACAACCACAGGUUUCGCGUCCACCCAAGGAAACUUUUAUUGCGGCCCCCGAGCCUAUCAAAACUUUCCAGCCACAGAUUUUACGUCGCUCCGACAAGACGGGCUACGAAGGUUUGAUGGCAGCAGCUCCUCAGCCUCCUGUUGAGCGCAAACCUAGCUUGGCAGAGGUCCAACCUAACGCACAAGGCUUGGCACCGCAGGGCAACUUUGACCGACGCCCAAGCCAGACAGUCGAGCAGAAGGAAACCCUAUUGUCUCUAUUCAGCAAGGCACCUACUUCUCCGUCUCCUGUUUCUCUGGCGCAGCUUGAAUCCCGGGUUGUGAGCGGACACCAACCUGCAUUCUCAGGCGUAGUGAGCCCGAUGUCAUCUCGCCAUCGCCCUAGUAGCGGGGAUUCCAUUUCUCGGCGUGGCACACCUUCUGAUACUGGUGUGCAUGCUAACACAAACCGCGUUUCAUCUCCCAAAAAUAAGGCCUUUUUGCUUGGGUUCUUGGAGGGAGUGGCCAAGGGAAACAAAUAA